This is a messenger RNA of Phytophthora infestans T30-4, 588 nucleotides long. RefSeq names its product carbohydrate-binding protein, putative. The coding region runs from base 1 to 588 and encodes 195 amino acids. The transcript has 5 exons. NCBI's taxonomy places the organism in Eukaryota, Oomycota, Peronosporomycetes, Peronosporales, Peronosporaceae. The record is from RefSeq and is a predicted model, not a curated record.
AUGGUGGCUGUCCGUCUGAACUGCCCGGUCAGGGACUUCAAAUCAUCAGAGGGUCUGCUUAUCGUGCUCCCAGCACCUUCGCUACCGGCUGCGUCUUCUUCUAUUUCAGAUGAGAUGCGAUAUGUGGACGAACGACAUCUAGUGCUCACGUUGUCCAAGGCGUUAUGGGUGGCGGUGGAGCCGACGGACUUCGUGUCGGGCGUGCAGAUUCUGUCGAUCAACGGGCAGGAGACGGUGCUGAUCAAUUCGGCCUACUACUUCCUGAUUGACGGGAGCGGCACGAGGGUCACGGACUUGAUUUCCACUUCAACGACCACGUCAGCUCCAACUACCGCCACCACUUCCAGCGGCUCCUACUGCAUCACCAACUACUACGGUUGCUACGUCAUGUCCGACAUAAGGUUCUACUACGCCUUCGGUUACGACAUCACCUCCAACCAAAGGACCUACUACACCGACAACUACAACCUCAAUUACGAUAACGACUCCAGGCAUGACGUCGCCACUAACUGCCGCUCCUACUUCUACUCCUGCAUCAGUCACAGAAGCUCCGACUACGGCUCCACCAACUACGUCGCCGCCGACUGA